UAAACAGUCGAAACUUACUACCGUCUCUGUCUCCGUUAUUAUAAAGAUCACGGAUAUCACAGUGGUGACGAGGAUGGGAUAAAUGCAAGGGAAAUAAUCGAAGGACAUUGAAAGAAUAAGGACAAGUCUGAAAGAACAAAAGGAAAAGUCACCGGACUGACGAGAAAGACUGGGUAGCUAUUGGAACUGAAAUUGUGUUAGCACCAUGGCGUUCCAAAUAGGUAGCAUUGGGGAGUACAAAGAAUCUGAAGAAGAUUUUGAAUCAUAUCUUGAACGUUUCGAACAGUGGAUAAUUGCGAAUGCGGUGCCUGCCGACAAAAAGGUCAGUGCUUUCUUAUCUACGAUUGGGCCAGACGCAUAUUGCUUACUGAAGAACUUAACUGCUCCAACAAAGCCUAGCACAAUGGGAUACAAGGCACUUAUCAAGGAGCUAACUGACCAUUUCAAACCGGAAAAGAAUGUAAUUGCGGAACGAUUUCGUUUUCAACGGAGAAACCAGCAAGAGGGAGAAAGUAUAGCCAGUUUCAUUGUAGCUCUUAAACAGCUCUCUAUACACUGUGAAUUUGCUGGACAUUUGGAUGAAGCGCUCCGAGACAGAUUUGUCUGUGGACUGAGGUCAGAAGCUAUGCAGAAAAAACUACUGACAGAAUGGAAUUUAACUUUCAAAAGUGCUUGCGACAUUGCUUGCACGAUGGAAAUGGCAUCUAAAAACACAACGGAAUUUUCAGACAAGGCAAAAGCGACAUCAGAGGUGUGUACCGUAUCCAGCCAGAAAGUGAAACGUGAACAAACAAGGCAUGCCAUUGCAAGUGGUAACCAACUGGAUGGAUCGGCAGACGUGAGUACACAGCAGUGUUAUCGAUGUGGAGGCAAACACACAGCCAGCACUUGUAAAUUUAAGACAGAAAAAUGUCACAGUUGUUCCAAAAUGGGACACAUUGCUCGCGCAUGCAGAAAUAGAAACAAACCUAUGACAACCCAGUAUGUUGAACAGGAAGAUAUGGCUAAUGAAAGUGAAAAUGAGCUUUUUGGAAUAUUGUCAGUGUACACUGCUACAGAUGGAAAUCGUGGCAUUGACAUACAGAUGCACAUUGAAGACAGCCCAGUGCAAAUGCAGUUAGACUCUGGAGCUGCAGUGACACUAGUGUCAGAAAAAGUAUACCAACAAGCCCUAGCACAUUUACCCCUGCAGAAAUGCAAUUUGAGAUUAACAACUUUCACUGGAGAUAUCAUUCCUUUGAAGGGUCAAGUAAACGUGGCUGUAAGAUAUGACACGCAGAGGCAGACACUACCACUCGUAGUCGUUAAGGGGGACAGACCUGCGCUGCUAGGGAGGAAUUGGUUGAAGAAGAUAAGACUCAACUGGACGAGCAUAUUUGCUGUUGAACACAAAAAUGACCUGGAACCAGAGGUGGCGGCGUUGCUCCAGCGAUAUGAGUCAGUGUUUCAUGAGGGGCCUGGCACCAUCCGGGGGUUCAAAGCGCACAUCAAAAUCAAACCGGAGGCCAGGUCCAUUUUCAAGAAAGCCAGACCACUGCCCUAUGCCUUGAAAGAGACGGUGGAGAAAGAACUGGACAGGCUGGAAGCCAUGGGCAUCAUUUCUAAGGUGGAUCACAGUGAGUGGGCCUCGCCUAUAGUGGUAGUCCCAAAAGCAGACAAAAGCAUCCGAAUAUGUGGCGAUUACAAAGUCACCAUCAACCACAGCGUGGAGGAGGAAACCUACCCACUGCCAAAUACAGAAGAUCUGUUUGCAAACUUGGCAGGGGGGAAGUGGUUCUCAAAGCUGGAUCUGUCACAUGCAUACCAACAACUAGAACUGAGUCAAUAAUCAGAGAAGUAUUUGACAAUCCAUACUCACCGCGGCCUGUACAGGUACCAUCGCCUAUCAUACGGGGUCUCCAGUGCAUCCUCAAUUUUUCAGGGAGUUAUGGAUCAGGUGCUGCAGGGACUGGAGGGGGUCACCUGUUUUUUGGAUGAUAUCCUUGUCACAGCAGACACAAAACAAGCCCACUUACUGAGAUUGGCAGAGGUCUUGAACAGACUAGAGAAGUUUGGAAUCAGGGCAAAGUCUACAAAAUGUCAGUUCAUGAAGAGCCAAGUGGAAUAUCUGGGGCAUCUCAUUGAUGGAGAGGGCCUGCACCCCACAGAGGAAAAAGUGACAGCCAUAGUGAAUGCUCCUAGGCCCACAAAUGUGACAGAGCUGCGGUCGUACUUAGGCCUUUUAAAUUACUAUGGGCGUUUUCUGAAAGAUUUAGCCAUUCUGCUACAGCCACUUCAUGCUUUGCUAAAGAAAGACGUGCCUUGGGAGUGGACACCUGCCUGUGAUGCUGCUUUCCAGCAGGGUAAGGAGCAGCUCUUGGGAAGCACAGCACUAGAGCAUUAUGACACAAGAAAACAAGUACGGCUGGCCUGUGAUGCUUCUCCGUAUGGAGUGGGGGCAGUAAUUUCACAUGUGUUGGAGAAUGGUGAAGAAAAGCCAAUUGCAUUUGCAUCCCUCACCCUGAUGGAGGCAGAAAAGAAAUAUGCACAAAUCGAGAAGGAGGCGCUUGCUAUCGUCUUCGGGGUCAGAAAGUUUCACAAGUACCUUUAUGGGUGGAAAUUCAUACUGACUACUGACCACAAGCCACUGUUCACCAUUCUGGGGCCUAAGUCAGCUAUUCCAACUCUGGCAGCACUAAGAAUGCAGCGCUGGGCACUAAUUCUCAUGGCAUACACAUAUGACAUUGAGUACCGCAGAUCGGAGGAUCAUGGAAAUGCCGAUGCAUUGUCCAGAUUACCAAGAACGCAGAAAGAUGACACUGCAGCAGAGCAGGGGAUCUUCUACUUCUCCUAUGUGAAUGAACUGCCAGUGCAAGCUGUUGAGAUAGCAGAAGGCACCAAGAAGGAUCCUGUUCUCAGCAAAGUGCUGAACUACAUUCUGGAGGGUUGGCCUGAGGAACUACAGGAUGGCCUGCUGAAACCCUUUUUCAGUAAAAGGUCUGAGCUCUCAGCAGAUCAUGGCUGCAUUUUAUGGGGGCUUCGAGUGGUCAUUCCUCCAAUGCACAAACAACGACUGCUGAAUGACUUACAUGAGGGACACCAGGGCAUCUGCUGUAUGAAAGCUUUAGCCAGGAGCUGUAUGUGGUGGCCUCAAAUAGACAAUGACAUCGAAGUCAAGGCGCAAAGUUGCCAAGCUUGUCAGGCGGUGAGGAAUAUGCCUGGGGUGGCACCACUGCACUGCUGGAAGUGGCCAGCUCGAGCGUGGCAAAGAAUCCAUAUUGAUUUUGCCGAAAAAGACAAGCAACAUUUCCUGGUGGUGGUGGAUAGCCACUCAAAAUGGCUUGAAGUAAUCCACAUAACCACCACGACGGCAUCCAAAACCAUUGAGGUUCUUCGGGGGCUAUUUGCAGCUUAUGGAUUGCCAGAAGAAUGCGUGAGCGACAAUGGGCCGCAGUUCGUCUCUGCGGAAUUCCAAGGGUUCCUGAAGAAUAAUGGGGUCAAGCAGACCUUGGUCCCAGCGUACCACCCUGCCUCAAAUGGGGCAGCUGAGAGAUCUGUGCAGACACUGAAAGCGUCUUUGCUGAGGCAGGUGCUCAGUGAUGAUCCUGCGGCCAACAAAACCUCUCUUCAGCAUCAGCUAGCAAACUUCCUCCUGAUGUACCAUAGUACGCCCCAUUCUGUGACAGGCUGCACACCUGCAGAAUUGUUCUUAAAGCGGAAAUUGCGGACCAGAUUCAGUCUUCUCAGACCUGACCGUGCUAAGUUCAUGGAGGCUCAACAGGCCAAACAAAAAACAUACCAUGACCAUGAUCUGUGCUGCACGUUUUCAGUGAAGGAGACCUGGUCCGGGUGAGAAACUUCCGCGAGGGGAAGGAGAAAUGGAGAAAGGCAACAGUAGUAAAGCGCCUAGGACUGGUGACCUACCUGAUUCAUGAUGGCGUACAAGAGCGCACUUUUCAUAUUGACCACAUGCUGUCUUCAAAAGAAUCUGGAGAAGUUGCCCGUGGCAAGGCCACGGACACUGCAAGUGACCAUGACAUAGCGCUGCCAGCCUUGGAGAGGGAUCCACCUGCAACUCCAGGGGCUACUGGGUCCAGCAAUGAGGAUCAAAGUGUGACACCUCACCAGCCCCAAGCUUACACACACACCCCAGCUCCGGCGCAUGUCACUUCGCACACCCCAGCUCCGGCGCAUGUCACUUUGCCUUCAACAGCACAAACACUACACACACCACCGACCAUGGCGCCCACCAUUGCCCCAGAACCACGAAGAUACCUUCAGAGAUGCCACACUGCUCCAAAGAGACUGGACUGGUGAUUGGGUGGGGUUUGGGGUUAAGGAUGUUUAGGGCAAAUGUUAUUAGUGUGUUAUUGCUUUAAACAAUGGGGAAUAAGUUCUUAUAACCUUAUUGCUGAAUUUCUUAGUUUCAGAUAGUACAGUAGUAUUACUUAGAACAGACACCAGUUAAGCCAUGUUAGGAAUAACCUCUUGUUUAUUUUUUAGGUGCUGAAGUAAUUCAGGAAAAAGGGAUUUCUUUACUAAAAGGGGAGGAGUGUUAUGGAUGGCCCUUAGUUUAUUUAGUGCUUGAUCGCCACCUUGUGGUGAUCAUAUACUGAUGCAGUUAUGUGACUGUAUGUUCAGUUCAGCCAUGAUUUGCUCAGUAAACAGUCGAAACUUA
Molecule: messenger RNA, 4657 nt
Organism: Neoarius graeffei (lesser salmon catfish)
Lineage: Eukaryota; Metazoa; Chordata; Actinopteri; Siluriformes; Ariidae
Exons: 1
Coding region: 206-1828 (540 amino acids)
Biological process (GO): proteolysis
Molecular function (GO): zinc ion binding; nucleic acid binding; aspartic-type endopeptidase activity
Source: RefSeq, a predicted model, not a curated record